AUGCCCCCAUCAAACCCAAAUAAACCUGCAACCGUCUCCGCUGCACGGCGGAAGUCGUCCAAGGGCAGCAGCCUCAUUGUCACCUUGACCCUCUCGCCCAAGGCGCUGGAGCGCUUCGCUCCCCCUUCGUCGCCGGCCAACGACGAGGUGGUCAAAGAGGAAAUUGAAAACGAGGAAUCCCCAUCAAAGGACUCGCCGGCCUCGUCGACAUCAAACACCCUGCCCGUCGCACCCAGCUCCAAUGAUGACAACAAGUCAGAGUCGACCAACACGCCCGUCCCUACCGACACCACUCCGGCGCCGUCGUCGAUGCCUCCGCCGACGGAGGGCGUGAAGAAGAAGGGCGUGAAGAGGUCUGCUGCGGUUGCACUAGGCCCCGAUGGACUGCCAAUUCCGAAAGUUAGAGGCAAGCCUGGUCCGAAGAAGAAGGCAAGAUUGGAGGAUGGAACAAUCGAUCACUCUGCCACCGCCUCUAGGGGCGCAACUGGCGCAGCCGCUCAUAAGCUUGGGCCCAAGGCGAAUCAAGGUGCAAUCAAUGCCGGCCUCAGGGCGCUCGACAGAAGCGGCAAAUCGUGCCGCAAAUGGAACAAGGGCGGCUUCUCACUCAAGAGCUUCACCGGCGUGGUUUGGGAAAUUCCACGAUGGAAGGCUCCACCAAAGGUCGUCGUCCAAGGAAGCACGGAAGAUCAGCCAUCUGGAGACAGCAGCAAGGAGAACAAGGAUAGCCAACUUGCGAGCGAGAAGAGCAACAAUGGCCUGGAUGUGGAGAUGGCGAGCUCGCCUGCUCCAUCCCUCCCAUCAGCGCAACCUACGCCUGAGGUUGCAGCAUCAGCAUAG
This is a messenger RNA of Venustampulla echinocandica, 837 nucleotides long. RefSeq lists its product as uncharacterized. Bases 1 to 837 code for a protein of 278 amino acids. Gene Ontology annotation, cellular component: Ino80 complex. Gene Ontology annotation, biological process: chromatin remodeling. The transcript has 2 exons. Lineage: Eukaryota; Fungi; Ascomycota; Leotiomycetes; Helotiales; Pleuroascaceae. The record is from RefSeq and is a predicted model, not a curated record.